This is a messenger RNA of Sinocyclocheilus rhinocerous, 3777 nucleotides long. RefSeq names its product mitogen-activated protein kinase kinase kinase 19-like. The transcript has 13 exons. The record is from RefSeq and is a predicted model, not a curated record. Gene Ontology annotation, molecular function: protein binding; protein kinase activity; ATP binding. Gene Ontology annotation, biological process: protein phosphorylation. NCBI's taxonomy places the organism in Eukaryota, Metazoa, Chordata, Actinopteri, Cypriniformes, Cyprinidae. Bases 1 to 3762 code for a protein of 1253 amino acids.
AUGAGUAAACAUGAAAGAAGCAGAUUUGUGGAGCAGCUGUUGAAGGAAGAGCUUGAGGCUGUGGUUCUGGGGCUGGAGCAGGGACUCUACGCUUGGGAAGAAAUUGACCUGCCUCAUGAUUCACAGGGCUCCACUCCUCUUAUCAGUGCCUGCAGGAGAGGUCUUACUAAGGUGAUGCAUUUCCUUCUGAAAAGAGGAGCCGAUGCUACGCUGUGUAACCAUAGCAACCAGACAGCUCUUCACGUUAGUCAACCAGCACUCCAAGAGGAGCUGUUGACGGCUAUGAUCGGAGACGUACCCCAUCAGAGGCAGCUCUCACAAGCAGCCUGGAGGGGAGACCUCUGCUGUCUACAGGACCUGAUGGCCCAGACUUACUUGGUGGAGUUGAAUAAACAGAACAGAGAUGGACUGACUCCCCUGAUGUUGGCUGUAAGGGAUGUGGAUCUGUUUGAAGAACUGGAGACGCCGUGGGACUAUCAACCUGUGGAAGUGUUGAAAGAACUUAUGUCUCUUCCGGUUGAUAUGAAGAUCCUUGAUGGAAGAGGUCACACUGCUCUGUGGUACGUCUCUCAGAUCAAGAGCACCAAGAAGGAAGAACUCUUCCGUAUAAUGGAUUCUUCAAUGCAAACAGAUUCAGAUGGGAUGAAGAAAGAAUCAGCUGAGACUAUAAAGGCACAAAAUUAUCAUGCAGACAUCCACCAAGAUAACAGGAUUUGCUUUGAGGGUUGGAUGGAGCCAAAGAUAUUCAUCAGACAAAAUGGCAGAGAUGAGAGGAAACGAAGCAGUCGAACUUCAUCCUUGCCCAGCCUAUGGAACGGCAGAAAAGACAAAGGCAAAAUAAGGUCCUUGCAUCCAUCACUCAGUUUGACUUCUUCCUCAAUGCCUGUUCUUCCUGCUGCUCAUAUCACUCAGCUCAGUAAGUCUGCUCCAAUGCUAAUGGACCCUCUUCUUGAUGCAAGUGCGCUGUUGCAAGCACGGGCUAACAUUCAUAACAGGCUUAGAGGUGCUCACACAGGGGAUGACGAUAACAGACAAAAGACACUACCUACUCGAUGUUCAAAGACACCCAAACAUCUUGCUCCGCUGGACAAUAUACACCAGGAUGGCUCUGCAUGUUCAAAUCUUGAGCACCCACUUCUCUUAAAACAAAGUAGCAUCUUGCCCAUCUCAUCACAGUCCAGACAAAGACUGGAAAGGAUCUCCAGGCCGUCUUCCAGAAGAUCCAGAGGCACCCAAGCAGGCAGUGAAGAGAGCAACUCCUGCAGCAGUAGUAGCCAAGAAGAGGAUGAGACUGUGCCUCAAGAUACACACAAAAUACAUGUGGGCUUAGAGAAGUCACUCAAUCUGGAACUGGGGACCUACUUGGAUUUUCAGGAUUUAGUCAGUUCUGUAAUACACAAUACUACAAACGAUAAUGUAAUUUCAGACAACAAGAAAGGCUACACAUCUAUCAAAUCAUUGACUGUUAGGGAAGUCAAGGAUGAAAUAAGAUGCAAGUCUUCCAAAACAACCGAAAACUCUCCAACUAUGAACUGCUGCUCGGUCUCUGAAGGACCCAAAAACAUAAUCAGACAAAUACCUACAGUCAGAGAAUCCGGUUCUGUUGCAGGUGAGAAACACCUCACCGCUGUGGAUACUGGUGUAGUAGAACAAACUUCACAUGAGAAGAACAAACCAAUUAAGAUGAUCAAGAGAAAUGCCAGUAAAGGCAAAACAUCUAUUCAGACAAAUCAGUCAUUCAAUGUUCUGGCACACAGAAAACAAAGUACUGUUAAAACCACAAGGAAUAGGAUAUAUUCACCAAAUCACUCAAAGGAGCAACUCAGAGAAAGUAAACCCACUAGCAUAGUUAUUGCAGGAGAGACGACUAACAAAUAUUUGCCAAGAGCACCUAUAAUGGCUUGUAAAAAAACUGCAACAAGGUUGGUCUCUGAACCUUUUCAACACAUGAAGUUGAGUGAUGACAAAGCAAGCAAUAACAGUCAAAACCAACUUCACAGAGAUCAGAGUAAUGCAAGAGCAUCCAAAAAGCCAGCAACAGGACCAAUACAACGAGCAAGGUCUGCUGUGGAUUAUGUCACUUACAAUGACAUGUUUCUGAAGAUCAGUCAGGGAGAUGAAGGCCCAGUAAUCUACGAAAUGUUUGCGACUCCAGUUUAUGAGAAUCUUAAAGCGGACAGUUCUGCAGAGAGAACCAGACAGAUCCAAACAGCACUUCAAGUUAAAAGACAGAUCAAUGGAAAACUAAGGGGCCAAAAAAAAGAGGUUAACCGAAGGAAACAAGCUCAAUCAGAGAGAUCCAGUCGAGCUAAAUGCAGGCAGCUCAAGCGGAGGGAUAAUGUUACCAAAGAGAUAAAGAAACGCCCACCUUCUCCAGAGAAUAAAUGCCAUGUCCUUGUAACCUCUGCUUGUGGAACUGUCCAGCAGAACAAAUCUGAAAUGCACAUCGAGGGAGAUGGAAGAGAAAUUUCAAGUGCAGAAAGACAAUAUACUUCCAUACUAUCAGUGAUUGAGGAAGUACUUUCCAACACUGUAUCCAAAACAAGUCUCAUAAAGGAAAUAAUACUUCAAGAACAAACUCCAAUUGAUGCAAGUGCCAAAAGUGAACCUGAAAUAUCAUGCGAGACCAAAUUGCCAUCGCAGCCCCUUAUCAAUACCUGGACAAGUGACGGAACGGCGUCACCUUUGUACCAGAGGUUUCUAGAGGAGGUUGGUGAUGGACCUCUCACAGAUGACCUGCUGAGGUCUUUGGCAGAGGAGUUGAUCUCACUCGAGAGAAGAGACGUUGAAACACUCAAGACUGAAAAGGAAGAUAGCACAGAGUUUAAACAUAACUUGCCUACAAAAUUUAAGACAUUUUUAAAUGAGGGUGUGUCCUCAGGUGAACUGCAUUACUCUAAUGGAUCUUGCUCAGAUGAUGCUAUCACAUGGACAAAAGGAGAGGUUCUGGGUAAAGGAGCUUAUGGAACGGUGUAUUGUGGGCUAACCAGUCAAGGUCAGCUGAUUGCAGUAAAACAGGUGGCACUGGAUGCUUCAACUUCAGAGAUGGCAGAAAAAGAGUAUGAACGCUUCGAGAGAGAAGUGGAUCUUCUUAAGACCCUUCAUCACACUAACAUUGUUGGUUUCUUGGGCACAGCUCUCUGUGAGAAUACUGUAAGCAUCUUCAUGGAGUAUGUUCCAGGUGGGUCAAUCUCAAAUAUCCUGAGCCGGUUCGGACCCUUGCCAGAGAAGGUCUUCAUUCUAUACACUCGACAAAUUCUGGAAGGUGUUGCCUAUCUCCAUGCUAACAGGGUCAUCCAUAGAGAUCUGAAGGGGAACAACAUUAUGCUUAUGCCCAACGGAGUGAUCAAGCUAAUCGACUUUGGUUGUGCUCGCCGUCUUAGCUGUCUUCAGACUUCAACUGGAAGUAAGAGUGACAUUCUGAAGUCUGUGCAUGGUACCCCAUACUGGAUGGCACCAGAGGUCAUAAGUGAGACAGGUCAUGGACGAAAAUCAGACAUCUGGAGCAUUGGCUGCACUGUGUUUGAAAUGGCCACAGGAAAGCCACCCCUCGCACACAUGAACAAGAUGGCAGCUCUUUUUUACAUUGGGGCUCAAAAGGGCUUAAUGCCAUCUCUGUCUGAUGACUUCUCUUCAAAUGCAAAUGGCUUUGUCAAGGCUUGCCUAACCAGAGAUCCAAAGCAACGACCUUCAGCAGAGGAACUGUUAGGACAUCCAUUCAUCUUUCAUCACAGCCAAGCCUGCAAUAGGCCAAUGAACUGAAAACUUGAUUCACCA